Messenger RNA from Aethalodelphis obliquidens (Pacific white-sided dolphin), 2709 nucleotides. It is a transcript of the gene LDAH, whose product is annotated as lipid droplet associated hydrolase. Gene Ontology annotation, biological process: lipid storage. Gene Ontology annotation, molecular function: lipase activity. Gene Ontology annotation, cellular component: lipid droplet. The transcript has 5 exons. Bases 59 to 580 code for a protein of 173 amino acids. Lineage: Eukaryota; Metazoa; Chordata; Mammalia; Artiodactyla; Delphinidae. The record is from RefSeq and is a predicted model, not a curated record.
CGGUGACGCCUAACCAAGACGGCCACGGUAGAGCCAGCUGCUUUCUAGGCUGACAGAAAUGGACUCAGAAAUCAAGGAAGAAAUUCCUGUGCACGAGGAAUUCAUUCUAUGUUGUGGAAUUGAAACCCAGGUUCUAAAGUGUGGGCCCUGGACUGACCUCACUAGCGAUCAAAUUGCCAACAGGCCUAAGCUGCUUAUUUUCAUUAUUCCUGGUAACCCAGGUUUUUCUGCCUUUUAUGUGCCUUUUGCAAAGGCUUUGUAUUCUUCAACAAAAAGACGCUUUCCAGUUUGGGUUAUCAGUCAUGCUGGGCAUGCCUUGGCCCCCAAAGACAAGAAGAUUCUUACAACCUCAGAUGAUCCAAAUGCUCAAGAAAUUAAGGACAUCUAUGGACUCCGUGGUCAAGUAGAACACAAGCUAGCUUUCCUGAGAACUCAUGUGCCAAAGGAAAUGAAACUUGUGGUCAUUGGCCAUUCCAUAGGCUGCUAUUUCUCCCUUCAGGUUCUGAAGCAUGCCCCUGAGCUCCCAAUGAGACCGAAGUUCCAAGGAGUUAUGUGUCUUAUCCAUAUGUCAGUUAGCUAAGUAAAUGGCAGAACUAGGACUCUCUAUUCUGUUCUCUAACUUUUCCAUCAUCAGCCUUCAGGUGAGUUAGUUACGAAGGUUACGAUUAUAAAUAAUUAGAGCAAGUUACUUCGACAAACCAUCAAAACCUAUUUAACCUAAACUUAAGGUUUCUACUGUUAUUUCUUUGAGAACUGAGGUCUUCGGAUACACAAGGAGGGUUUUAGCAGUUAUGAGUGAAUGCUUUCGGGGGAGGUCAGAGAGAAUUGGGAGAAACGAGAACAUGUCUUGAGUGUCUGGAGCAUAGAAGAUCAAGGGAGCUGGUAGUGAGGUAUGGACCAAGGGCAGAAAUUAAACUCCGAAGACAGUGAAUCAGAAUCCUAGAAUUGAGCUGGGGCAGAAGGAAGAUUAGAAUGUGAAGGGAACUGAAAGAUGCUGCAAACGCACUGUACAAUAGUCUACAGUUGUGUCUGCAUAACCCAUUAGUGAACCCCAGUGUGUGAAAACCACAGGGGUCAGGCAGUUGACAACUACUCUGGUUUGUGAAAGACUCUUCAUUUCAGAAAACAACAAAUCCCCUGUUCUGAGGAAAGUUUGUACUGAAUAUGAUGAAAUGCUAUUUUUCUAAUCACUUAUGCAUUUAUUUAUAUAUAUGUUAUCUGUUUAUGUGUACACACAAACACAUUAUCUUUUCUGAAUUACCCACAGACUACCUUAUUGAAAACUAGACACAUGGAAAGUUUCAACUUUUCAACUUCAGCCAUUUUUUAGUUAUCUGCAUAUUAAAGAAAGAUCCUGAAAUUGCUUUGAAAGUGGAAAAAUUGUGUGGGCUUUUUCAUUUUUCAUAACUCAAAAACUAUUUAAUAUAUUUUUCUCAAACUUUGCAAAAAAAAAAAAUCACCUUUGGGCUGAAACCAAGCAUGGAAAAUUUCACCACAAAGGGCUAAUUUUUUGGAAAGCUGCAAGAAAAUGAAAACAGUGGUUUAUAAUAGAACGUUCUUCAUGCAUGUUAAUACUUAGUACUUUAUCUAAUGCAUUUCAUCUGAGAAUUUCUGAACACUUUUCAGAUUUAAAUAUUGAGCCAUUUUAAUAUAUGUGUAUCCGUAAUAGACUGUUAGAUAUGGAAAAUUCCCCCCAUGCUCUCAAAGGUUCAGUAUAUAUUGGGAGUUAGUGAGAUGUGUUUAAAGGGACAGGUAGGACAAAUGAUGUGAAGUGGCUACUAGCCAGAGAAAGCCUUACAUUAACUGCCUAAACAUAUUUUAUCACCACCUCUUCCUCGCCCAGGAGUAGUUGUGAGUAGAGUAUACUUGAUGACAUAAGGUAUUUGAUUCAUAUAUCUGAGCCAGUAGUUCUCAAACCAGUAUCAGCAUCACCUGGGAUCCUGUUAGAAACACAAAUUAUUGGACCCCACCCAGACUUAAGGAUCAAACUCUAGGGCUGAGACUCACCAAUCAGUGUUUUAACAAGUACUCUAGGUGAUUCUGAUGCAUGCUGUAGUUUGAGAACUAGAACUUUUUCCAAAAGCUUGGAGCGUAGAAUAUUCUGAGAUGUUAUGGACAGUUAAAUCUGUCCUCGGUCUUUCCAUACAUGUCAUCUCUGUCUUCUCAUAUCAUUCCUUGGAAGCAGGAGGAAUACUUAUCAAGUUCUCUAAAAGAAAGAUCUUCUUUCCUGUGUUUCAUGUAUUCUAGCUCUUUGCACCUAUGACCUUACCACAAGCCCAGUGAGCCCCCUUGAGUAAAGAUGUUGAUAUAGGGAAACAGCACUACCAAGACGUAUUUUCUCAUUUCCAUAAUUCAAGCCUGGGAUGGGACCAUGUAUUUCAUUCUCAUUUCUUUGAAGUCUUAAGAUCCAAGAUUUAAGCAGCAAGGUAGCAGAGGUCUGUCAGUGGAAGCUGAUUUAAGCCCUGCUCUUUUAUGGGCAAGUUCUUAAUCUUAAGUUUCGUUAAGGGCCCUCUGCAUACCAGCAAACUCCAGUGUCAGUAUUUUUGUGUUUAGGCACUGAAGUAGUUGUGUAUGUGGCAUUGUAACAGAUUUUAAGAAUAUUCUCCUGAUGACAGAAGUGGACUUCUGGCUGAUCACUGGUGCCCCAGCUUGUAAGGGUGAAGCUUAGGUAUAGCCUGGGAGAGGUGUUUAAGCAGUUUAAGGUUUAUG